AUGCUGCAGAAUGCAUCUCUUGCAAGGCUGAAAUGGCAGCGAGGAUUAAUGCCUUCUCUUCUGCAUGCUGUGCUCCGAAUCCAUUAUACACUGUUGUCAGUAUGUAAAUACUCUGUCUGACAUAACAUACUGCACCUCCUGUCUCUCACUUUCAUAUCUAAACAUUGCAUCGUCAUUUUACAGCCCGCAUCAUCUCAUGCAAAAUACCAGCUUAAGGGGAAAAAAAAAAAAGAAUAAUAACCAUAGACUGUGAAAGGCUGCGUGAUCAUAUCAUUCUUGCUUUUAAUCCUGUCCUGUGUUCACCAGGCUAAAUAAUUUAUGCUGUAUUGUUAAUUAAUGUGAAUAUCAAAUUAAAGCGAUUGGAAACUAAUAUGCUUGCAAUGCAGGUAGGAGGAAUGGAAAAAAUCUAUUUUUAACUCCUGCAUAGCACUGUAGUGUGCCUCUUGUAUGCGGAAGUUAUGGGUAAACGGUUGGUUCUCCAGGGGAACAGAGAAGUGGCCCUUUGCAGUGGUCAGUCCUGCCGUUAUUUAUACAAAGCUGCGGAUCAAUGGGACACAGCAUGAGGAAAACCCGGAGGUGGAUUAUCAUUGCUUCCAGGAUCCGUUCCCCGAUGGAAAAUCCACUUCUCACGAAUGUCAGCCGUCCGAGCUGCUCUACAGCUGAUUUUACCAACGACAGCUCUUCAUACCCAUGAAGCGUGGACCGAAUAAAAAAAAAGGGGGUUUAUUUUUUAAUUCUUUCAUAACUGUGCGACACGCAGGAAGACUGAAAGUAUUUUAUGUGUUAACAGUCCCUUAAAUGGUUUACAGAGGGCACGGCAGCUCUGUCAUCCGAACAGAGAAGAGAAGACCCAGGAGUGGCUGUUCCUGCCAUGUGCCGGGCUGUAUGCGCGCUCCUGGAUGCGGCCGAACAGCAGCAAUUCCUAUACAUUCGCUUGCCAUGUCCCGCCCACUUCCUCCCCUCGCACAGUGCUCUGAACUGAGCUACCGAAGAGGAGAGAAAAAAGAUUUCCAUGCCUAAAUCAGAAUGUGUACUUCAGAAGAACUAGAAGAUAGUCUUCAUGGAGAGAGUCUUCUCUGCAGCCUAAAUGAGCAGCGUAUGCAAGGUUUCUUGUGUGACGUCACCAUUGUGGUUGAAGACACCAAGUUCAAGGCACAUAGGAAUAUAUUGGCUGCCUCAAGUCUCUAUUUUAGGAAUCAGUUCCGGAGCCAGAGUAUCCUAAUACAAGGACAUGUCUUGGAACUCACAGAUUUUAAAGCUGACACGUUUACAGAGAUACUGAAUUUUAUUUACAGCUCUAAGAUUGCGGUGAAGAAAAAGGAGACACUUACUGAUCUUGCAGAUGCAGGUAAAAAACUGGGCAUUACAUUUUUAGAAAAUAUCAAAACUUCCAAGAAAUGUUCCUCUGUCACAUGCUCAACAGAAACUGAGGGAACCUUACCACCUGCAUUUUAUCGAGGAGAGAAUGGUUUGAAAUCAGAAGCUGUAGAUAAAAAGGGAGAUGAUCCUGCGGUUGCUAGUGGACCAAGAAUAACCAAUGCAUUUUCCAUUCUUGAAACCGAAGUCAAUGGAUUUUCACCUCUUGACUUGCGAGCAAAUUUUAGGAAAACUAAUGGCCCUUCUGAAGAAGAGAAUGAUAAAAGUAACUGUGAUAAUGGGGUUUGCAGUGAUGGGGAACCGGUUAACACCUUGGCAGAGCAUUCCUAUGCAGUGUCUCCUGGGGAUGCACCAUACAAGAGAGACUCUGUGUUUGAUCAUAGCAGUAAGCUAAAUCAUUUAGGGAAUGGUGAAGGCACCACACCCAGCACAGCUCCAAAUGUUUCAGAACCAUCUUCAGCUGGUAAUAUGCCUGUGCUGGAACCUCAGUGUUUUAUGCCCCAAACUGUAGUUCAAAGCAGUUCUUCAAAGACUAAUGUAAGUUGCUCAACAGACCAAACAGCCAAGCCUUCUGAUUUCUUUAGCCAAAGGGAAAAUGAAAAUAUCUUACUGCCACUUCCUCCAAGUAACCCACCUGUUUCUCAGUCCUUCUGUGAAAAUGCACUUUAUCCGCUUCCUAAAAGGCCUCAUGAGACAUUUAGCUGCAAGAACUGCAGCAAAGAGUUUGCACAUUUCAAACGCCUACAGAGACAUGAACAAAUCUGUUUCAAAGUGGUCCACACUGAAAAAGAAAUGAGGUUACCUAAUAGCCUUUCGCAGGUUUCCUCAGCAGAUGGAACAUCUGACCAGAAUGGCAUUCCCCAUGGCUCUUCAACUUCAUCAGAUCAUUUUGUUAAGAUAGUGGAUGGUAAAAUAUUCUAUGUAUGCAUUGUGUGCAAGAGAAAUUAUGUUACACUUUCAAGUCUUCGACGUCAUUCUAAUGUCCACUCCUGGAGGAAAUCAUAUCCUUGCCAUUACUGCAGCAAAGUUUUUGCCUUAGCAGAAUAUCGAACUAAACAUGAAAUUUGGCAUACAGGGGAUCGGCGAUAUCAAUGCAUAUUCUGCCUAGAAACAUUUAUGACUUACUACAUUCUUAAAAAUCAUCAAAAAUCUUCUCAUGGGAUUGAUCCGAGAUUAGGUGUUGGCAGUAAAGCAAAUAAUAGAGGUCUAAAAUCUAGUAUCUAUCCUUACAAACUAUAUCGACUUUUGCCAAUGAAGUGUAGAAGAGCAUCACUAAAUAACUCGGGCAAUGACUCCACAGAACACGCUAGCAUCCACUUCCAAGGACAGAGUUCAUUUAACAUGGCCACUGUGGUUCAAAAUCCAAUAAUAUCUCAAACGUUCCCUUUGGAAAACCAGGAAAGCUUUUCUUGUACACUAGACCCAGCAUCACAAAAUACUACAACUACAAACCAGGACCCUUGGCCAUUUAACAUAAUUCAGUGCGAUAAAAAUGCAGAUGUUUUACCGUCUCUGAACUCAAGCUCUUCCAAUGAAGAUUUAGACUCCAAGCCAAAAGAGGCUGAUAGUGAAACCUGUCCUUCUUAUUCUGAUAGCUCAAAUAUUCCUUCUGUUAUUAACACUACCAAGUCAGCACCUUCUGUGAUUAUGCACAGCAGUAGGGUAUCUUCUGUGAUAAUGCAUGGAAACUCUGUGACCGCAGGUACAACAACAAAUGGAAUUGGAUGGAAUCACAGUAGGACCAUUGUAUCACCAGAAAGAGAAGAUACUUAUCAGGGAAACAAUGUUGAAACUACACAGACAAAGCCCACAAGUGAGGAAGAGCAGCCAGAAAAGAGCAGAUCGGGAGAAUCAUACCAGGAGAGGCGAGAACUUGUACAACCUGCCUCUUCACAUAAAAAGAACAAAAGUGUUAUUCGGGAAGGACAUAAAACAGAAACAUACAUAGCUAAACCGGCAUUACCCGGAACACUAGUAAACAGUGGAAUUGCUCCUUUUUGCCAGAUCACAGUCAAAAUUGGAAGCGAAGCUUUAGUAAAAAGACAGAUUUCUGGUUCUUCUCUGUUUUUCAGGAAAAAUGGAAGACCAAGGUAUUCUGAGUCUAAAGCAGAGAAAGCUAGGCAAGAAUCUGAUGAGGACAAGAAAGAAAGGAGCUCCAUUCGACUUCGUAAAUCAGAAUGCAUUCAAAUGGAAGAGAUGUGUGAUGAUGCCAGUGACCAGGAUGUGUCCGACAAACCCUGGCGACCUUACUAUAACUACAAACCCAAAAAGAAAUCUAAGCACUUUAAGAAAUUUAGGAAACUUAAGAAAAAGAAAAAACACAGUAGACCUAGAGAUAUUGAGGAAGAUGUAAUUGAAGUAGAGAAGGAUGUCAGUGAAGUGGACAUGAAAUGCUCUUCUGAGGAUGGUAAAGAUCCAGAAGAUGAGCAGGAGAAACCUUUGGAGAUUGAAGACCAAUUUAAAGACCAUGAGAAGACGGACAGAGUGGAACUUGCAACUGCACAGUGGCAGCUGGACAGCAAGCUUUCUUUUUGUGAACUGUGUCAAAAAUCCUUUCGGAAUCCUUCAACAUUAAAAGUGCACAUGCGCUGCCACACUGGGGAAAAGCCCUUUCCCUGCAAGACAUGUGGAAAGUGUUUCUCCUUCCCUGGAAGUUUAAACAAACAUGAACGCAUCCACCAGACUGAAAAGAACUUUACGUGUCAGUACUGCAGCAAGACAUUCAUGUUACGUGAAACUCUGAAAAAACACGAGAGGAUUCAUACUAGAGAAAAAACUUAUGACUGUCAGUUUUGCUCCCAGCAAUUCCUCUACCUUUGUACAAAAAAGAACCAUGAGCAAAAACAUUUAGCAGAACAGGGUGUUAAAGGGUUUGUUUGUCUCCAUUGUUCUAAAGUCUGCAAAACUGCUGCAGCUCUUGGGAUGCACCAAAAAAAGCACUAUCUCAAAGGCCUAAAGCAUAAAGAGCGCAAAGACUUUUCACGCUCUACGGACGAAAUAGCAGGCUGGAGUAAUGUUGCCAGUAGUACUAGCAAAGAAACCAAUAUUGUUAAGGAGAGAAGUUCCCUGAAUGUGCCUGAAAGUUUUCCUCCUGCCUUUGAUGACUGCGAGUCUCCAUUGUUGUCUUUUAACAACAGUGUUACAGAAGUAAUGCCCCAGAAUGUUAAUGCUGCAAGUCUUGUGGAGAAUGUAAAUGAAAUCAGAGAGAGCAAUAGUCAUUUCAUGACUCCAGCGCCACCUCCAGCUGGAUUAGGCAACAACGUUCUGAUCGAGGCCCCGAGGGGCUGGAAGCACUGGAAAACAAGACAGUACAACUUAGAAGAAAGCAUGAACUCUGAUCAUUCAUCUUUGAAAGAGAGUACAAAGACUUUUACAGAAUUAAAAACAAUGACUAAUUUUGAGACCCCAUUUGUCCCGUAAAAGAUUAAGAUGGGACACUUCAAAAUAAGCAGUGCAACUAUUUUGUUAACCCCCUUGCUACCACAGCAACAAUGGUUAAGACAGUCAAAGUUAAUAAAAAGUUAAGUGUUAAUAGUUGUUCUUUUUCCUUAGCUGUACAUCAACGCACCAGUCCUGUGUAGAAAAAAAAACAGCUUAUAAUGUGAUUUAUAGAGCAGUUUGCCAGGUACCACCUUCUGUGCAGAUGAAAGUAUAAUAUAAGUUUAUUAAAGCAGCAGUCACUGUGUUUUUCCACAUACAUGUGGUGGGUCCAUAAAAGCCCAUAGAAGUUCCCCUUCCUCUUUUACAUUGUAAACCACAUUGGGGGUUUCCAUGUUCCCUGUUAUGUAAAAGUUAUGUGACAUUUAAUCGGAUAGAGAUGACUGUAGCCCCAAAACAAAAUGACAGCACUUUCCUGUAAGUUCCUCCUGACCGUCCAUCUCAUCCUGAUGUCGUAGUGCUGUUAUGUUUAGGAUACAAUUGUGUGGACUGCUUCUUUUAAUACCGUAUAUUAUGCUACAUUUAGUAUAAACUGUACAGUAUAUUUUAUAUUGUAUUUAGUGUAUUAUUUAGGAAACAGCUCACUUCAGCCGGGACUAAAGAAAGAACUAUGUGUAUCUUCAAAAUCUGAAUCACACAUAAUAUGUUAUAGUGAAUUAUACUGUUAACACAAAGUAACUGCUUGUCAUUGUUUCGUUAUAAGAUGCUUUGUUUAGACUAUAACAUUCUACGGUGUUGUAUUGGUUAUUAAUAAUGUUUCAGCAUUUUUUCAGGAUUGUGCCUGAAAGAAUUAGAAAGAAUGGAAGAUAAUUUUAUCUAUGCAACCAAAGGAUAUUUCUUUUUUUUUUUUUUCAUUGUUUGUGUUUAAAUUUGAUGUAUUCCUAGGCUUUUUUGCACAUUUCAGCAAACCCUAAAAUCCCUUGGCCUGUUGAGUAUUAGACUUGGCAUUCAGGCUAUUAUCGUAUGUGAAUUCCCAAUUUGUGACAUCUGUAUAAAGUCAGUCCCCAGCAGUUUUGGUUGGUGAUUUUCCUUCCCAAUGUCCCUCUUCCCUAGUUAUGGUGUUCCCUGUUUCUAAAAGCAGGGGGUGUCACAUGUGGGCUAAAACUAUAGUCUUAAGGGGAAUUUUGGGAUAACUACUUUCAUGUUUAAGGGAGAACAUUGUUGGGGGAGGGGGCAUAAAAACACUGGUACUCACUGACCUCUAAUGCCAUUCGACUGGUGCUGGUUCCUGUUGCCAAAUGCUUCCUGCUCAACAUCAUAAAACAUAGGAAAUGCCUGCUCAGUCUGUCAUUUGCCACAGCAGAGGCCAGCCUUGGCCAGUCAUUGGAAGGCAUUUCAACACUGGACAGAAUGGCAGGGGAUUGAUGGCCAAUGAGUACCAAGGUUUUAUUCCCCCCACCAUGAUCACUUUUAAAUGUAAAAAAAAAAACUUGGACGGCCGAACCCCAAUUCUGAGAUAAUGACUUGGAGGGUUUUAGAAAUUAAAUCUUCAAGUGAGCCCAAGUUAUCCAUGUGCAAACGUUACUAUCAUUUUUACAAUCUUUUAUUUGGAUGUGUCAUAAGUUUAGAUCACAGCAGGUGUCAGUCCUGAGACUCGCAACGAUUGCUAGUUAUAGCAGGAUGUUGGUCGGCCAAUCUGACUGAUGUGCUUAAUUGUAGUCUAUGGAAUGCAUCAGUUGGAUCGGCGUCCAGCCAGUAAGCAAAGGGGUAACCAGUCUAUAACUAAUCAGAGGGGGGUCUGUGAGACACAAUAAAAGUUAAUUUUAAUGAUUGUAACGCUUUAACUGUUUAUUGGCCUAAAAAGUAAACCUGUCAUGUUGAACAUGCUAUUUCAUCUGUGGGUCAGUUUGUUUCAAUAUAUAUUAUUAUUUAGUUUAAAACAGAGCUUUGACAUGGGAAUCAAAGCUCUGGAGCUUUGACAUUGGAGUCUAGGAUGCAUUGUCUCUGGCUUCCCCGUACCCAGUUUGACUUGAUUGACAGGUCUCUCACUGUACACUAAGCCAAGACAUGUUAAAGAAGAACUCUAGCAAAAAUUAACUUAUCCCCUAUCCACUGGAGCUGAUUGCUGGAUGGGACCCUGGGUCUUUCAGUGGGGAACAUGUGCCAUCUACUAGUAGACGGCACACUCACCAUUCAUUUCUAUGGAAGAGCCACGCCCUAGUGUGUCUUUUUGGCGCUCCCAUAGAAAUAAAUGGAGCGUGUGCCAUUUGCAGUCCCGGGUCCCGUCCCAGAGAUUGUGGGGCUUGCAGUGGUUGGACCCCCACAAUCAGCUACAUAUCCCAUAUCCUGUAGACAGGGGAUAAAUACAUUUUUGCCGAAGUACUUCUUUUGAUCAAGCUGAGAUGGGCAAGUCGGAGAAGCUGGGGUUUGGACACCAUAAGUAUACCGUCUGACUCUCUUCAAAGUCAACCUGUCAGGUUAUUUAUUCAGUAUAUCAUAGAAAGAAAAGCUGAGCUUUGUAAUAUAUUGUUUUAUAUGAUCUGUAGUAGGAGUCAUUCUUACCCUCCCCCACACAGAAUGAUUGACAGCCUUUUUACACACACUGACACAGGGAAGGCCAUCAAUUACUGUGUUGGGUAAGCAGGACUCUCAAUAUGUCACUCCAGAGUCCUGUCAUAACCACAUUAUUUUUUAAUUUUGAAAUCCUGCUCAAAGUAAUAUAAAACUAUAUAUCUCAGAACUGUCCCCGCGCUACCUGCAUAUCAGACAGCAUGUAUCACAUAAUAGGUUUUCUUUAAAAGGAUGGGUAAAGAUAUUUAUCAUUCAGAAUUGUUAGUCCCAAUUUUCCAUCAUAAGUAUAAUUACCUAUUUUAUGAUUUAUAGGAUGCUUUACAUAGCCACAUGUUCCAGCACAUUUAUUUGCCUUGCAUUAUAGAACAUUCAGGGGGCCUAUUUUUGUAUUUGAGAAUGAAAGGGAAACUUUGAGGAAAGUUUAUAGAACCAAGCCCCUGAAUACUAAUGUUUUUACUAUUGUUUUAUGCAUAAUACACAAUCUAACCACUACUAGUUUUAUUUGGUUACUUGCAGAUCACAGUAAAAUUGCGCUACUACCAUGUCUUGCAUGAAAUUGUAAUGUUUGUUUAUUGGGGGCAAGAAUUGGGACAUGGAAUCAUGUGAUCAACACAAAUCGCAUGCAACUUUUAUCUUGGUUUUAACAUCAGUCACAGUAAAGGCCUGUUCACACUGAGAAUUUUCACCAUGCAGCAGCCUCCCAUUGCUGUUAAUGGGAUUCUGCAGUGGGAUUUCUGCUGCAGAAUUUUCUCUGCAGAAUUUCCUGCUAAAUAAUAAACGUAUUCAUUCUUUUGGUGGAACUCUGUGCAGCCUUCAUUGCCUUCACUGGUGACAUGCACAGGUCCGUGCUGCAGUAAGAAUUUCUGUCCAAAAUGUGUCCAGGUGAAAAUUCUUAUUGUGAACAUACAAUAAUGCUAUGUUCAGAUGAUGGAAUUUCUGUGCGUAAAUUCCGCAUAAGGAUUCCUCAUGGACAUUCCGCAGCAGCAGAGUCCAUUUGAUUUCAAUGGGUUUCUGCUGCGCCGGAUUCCGGAGUCCGCAGAAAGAAUAGACAUGUCAAUUCUUUCUGUGGAGUCUGUACAGAAGUGCAUUGCUGUCUAUGAGACGGCGUAUUUCUGAGCAGUUUUAGCUCCUCUGUCAGUGGAAUGUCUGCAUGGAAAUAUUCUGUGUGGACAUUCCAUCGUCUGAACAUAGCCUAACAGUGUGACUCUAGAUUGGCUAGGGCUCCACAGCAACAUUUGGUUGUUCGUUAUCACUGUAAAAUUGCAGCAUUACCACAACAUUUACACAACUGUAAUGUUUUGCUAUAUUAGGGAGAAUCACACGACAAAUACAGAAAUUUCAAAUAAUUGCAGAGCAAUACGAAUUGCAUGCAACUUUUUCUUAUUUAGUCAUAUGUCUGACCCAGUAACAUUGUGAUUUUAAAGUGACUUGUGGGUGGCCAAAUUUUGCCCUGGAGACCUAACCUGAAAAUGUCUAAUUUCUAUUUGCAUAUCCAAGACAAGACAGACAGAAAAUAAAACUUGACCAUGCAUGGUAUUGGAAGAUUCCCAAAAUAUCAACCACUAUGAAAAAAACAGCACUAAAAGUACUUUGUUUAGCACUGCAAAAUAUUUUAGUGGCAAUAGAAAAAUGUCUUGACCAUUAUAGCUACAAUAUAAAAUGUGGUUUUAAUUGUUCAGUUUUUUUGUUUCCUGCAUUUUGUCCUGUUUUAUUAUGUCUUAAUUUCUCAUAAAAAGUCUAAACAGUA
This is a messenger RNA of Hyla sarda, 9073 nucleotides long. It is a transcript of the gene ZBTB38, whose product is annotated as zinc finger and BTB domain containing 38. Gene Ontology annotation, cellular component: nucleus. Lineage: Eukaryota; Metazoa; Chordata; Amphibia; Anura; Hylidae. Gene Ontology annotation, molecular function: RNA polymerase II cis-regulatory region sequence-specific DNA binding; DNA-binding transcription factor activity, RNA polymerase II-specific; protein binding. Bases 1027 to 4797 code for a protein of 1256 amino acids. Gene Ontology annotation, biological process: regulation of transcription by RNA polymerase II. The transcript is spliced from 3 exons. The record is from RefSeq and is a predicted model, not a curated record.